Molecule: messenger RNA, 1034 nt
Organism: Laetiporus sulphureus 93-53
Lineage: Eukaryota; Fungi; Basidiomycota; Agaricomycetes; Polyporales; Laetiporaceae
Exons: 8
Coding region: 91-816 (241 amino acids)
Source: RefSeq, a predicted model, not a curated record
ACCUGCCCACCCGCGUUUACUACAUAAGGACCCUCUAAGCUCGCUCCUGUCUCGCUCUAAGCAAUACCGUGGAACAAAGGCAUAUACAAUAUGACGUCCGCUAAGAGAGACUCAGAGACUCCAGAGGAGCUCGCCGCCAUGAAUGACUUCAAGACGAACGUCUGGGCGGUCUUCCAGCCACUCUACGAGGCUAAAUGGGACCAAGCUCGGUGGGAUGCUGCUGUCGCAAAAUUUCGAGCGGCCCAUGAUCCCGCAGUUGUCGACAAGUUCAUGAAAAGGGCCAGGCUGCCUCCUUGGGAUGCGCUGCAGGAUCAGAUGAAGAAAGGCCCGCCCGCGUUCUUACGCCCUGGCUGGAAGAGUCCGCUGUUAGGACAAAGGGUAGACCUUGAUUGGCUCGAUGCCGAUGCGUUCGAAUGUAUACGGCCAAGCAAAGAUGGCUGGCGAGACAAAAAGGUGUUAGUCGUCGAAUACUGGGCAUCAUGGUGCCAGCCGUGUCAUGUGGUUUGCGGACUGCUGUCGAAGGUUAGCGCGACGAUGCCAGAUGUCAAGGUCAUAUCCUUCGAUCAUGAAGGCAUCUUCACAAAGGCGGAAAUCGACCGCACGGUGGUGAAGAAGUUCGUCAGUGGCAGAAAGGACAUGGAAUACCCGACAUACAUCGAUUCGAAGCGUGUUGCGGUGCAAGCGCUGUUCGAACCAGGACAGAAUUUGUCCAUACCACUGGCGUUUAUUAUCACCACCAAGGAUAGGGUUGUCCACUGGAUCGGCAAUCCAGAGGACAUGAUGGCCCCACUAGAGCGGGCUGUGAAAGCUGCAUGAGACGUCUUUAUCAGAGAAUACUUGGAGCCGUGUAACAUUUUGUACACUCGGGGAUUAGACGGAUCUUUGCUCGGAUUGCGUAUCAAAUGACUAACUUGCGUAUAACGCCCGUCAUGUAUACCAGCCACCAUUUCCUUAGAGGCUCACUCUACGAAAGUAUACGCUGUCAGCCAGUUUAUAUGUCAUGAAAUAACCAGUUUGCACUCAUCGAGGUAGGC